AUGGCUCUAUCGACAGAAAAAGACCUUUCUAGCUCUAACUCGAACAAUGUGCAAUCCUUCCCACUUGGGGACUUCGAGUUGCAGAAUGGUGAUCUGCUUCGCGGGGCUUGGCUUUCAUACAAGACGUGGGGAAGUCCCUCGUCUCCCGUAGUCCUCUACCCGACGUGGUUCUCUGGAGCCAUAUCCGACAAUGAAUGGCUCAUCGGCGACGACAAGACAUUGAAUCCUCAGAAAUUAUUCGUUAUUGUCCCAGCACUAUUUGGCAACGGGCAGUCGAUAAGCCCCUCUAAUUCCGAUCUUCAUCCGUUUCCAAAUGUUUCCUUUUACGAUAAUGUGCGAGCCCAGCAUCGUCUCGUUACUGAAAAGUUCGGCAUUAAACAUUUGCGAGCAGUGCUAGGAUGGUCAAUGGGGGCAGCUCAAUCAUUUCAAUGGGCAACUCAGUUCCCAGACUUUAUGGACUUUUGCGUUCCCUUCUGCGGCUCUGCCAGAACCUCUCCGCACAAUCAAGUCUUCCUUGAAGGUGUCAAAUCGGCUUUGCUAGCGGCAAAAGGCACGAGCUCAAGCGGAAGCAGCCAGAGAAAAAUGGAACUAUCGGGAAAGAGGCUGGCCUCCUGGUCCGAAGAUGAGAAGGUGGUUGGCCUCAAGGCGUUUGGACGUGGCUAUGCAGGAUGGGGGUUUUCUCAGGCCUUCUACCGGCAGGAGUUGUUCAAGAAAGUCUACAAAGCCAAGGAUCUGGAAGAGUUUAUGGUUGACUUCUGGGAAAAGUGGGCGCUCAGCAAGGAUCCGGAGAACUUGCUGGUGAUGCUUCAGACCUGGCAGGCCGGGGACGUUAGUAAGCAAGAACCAUACAACGGCGACUUCGAGAAGGCGCUUGCAAGCAUCAAGGCCAAGAUGCUGGUGCUUCCGAGCAAAACUGACCUCUACUUCCCACCCGAAGACUCGGAAUACGAGGUUGCCUGUAUGAAAACGGGUAUCGGUGAGCUUGAUGUCUACCCAUCGAUUUGGGGCCAUUGGGCUGGUGGUCCUCCUGGGAAUUUGGAUGACGUGGAAUGGCUGAACAAUCGGCUGGAGAAGAUUUUCAAAGAUGCACCCUUGAGAGGCUAG
Messenger RNA from Neoarthrinium moseri, 1104 nucleotides. RefSeq lists its product as uncharacterized. Lineage: Eukaryota; Fungi; Ascomycota; Sordariomycetes; Amphisphaeriales; Apiosporaceae. The record is from RefSeq and is a predicted model, not a curated record. The transcript has 2 exons. Gene Ontology annotation, molecular function: acyltransferase activity, transferring groups other than amino-acyl groups. The coding region runs from base 1 to 1104 and encodes 367 amino acids. Gene Ontology annotation, biological process: biosynthetic process.